Bombus impatiens (common eastern bumble bee) is the source of this 363-nucleotide messenger RNA. Its product is annotated as fatty acyl-CoA reductase 1-like. The transcript has 2 exons. The annotation marks the transcript as partial. NCBI's taxonomy places the organism in Eukaryota, Metazoa, Arthropoda, Insecta, Hymenoptera, Apidae. The record is from RefSeq and is a predicted model, not a curated record.
UACCCAGGAUGUUCAGUUGUAGCUAAUAGGUAUAUUUACCACGUUCUGUGUGUAAUUCCGCAUGUUUUUCGUGCGUUCGUUAUAGAUAUCUUUUUAAGACUUCGAGGUAGUAAACCAAUAACGAUGAAACUUCUCAAAGGUGGCAUUAAGCUAUUCACAUCGGUAGCAGCUUUCACCACGCACGAAUGGACUUUCCAAAGGCAUAACUGUUCCGACUUGAGGAGGAAGGUAAAAAUGUUAAAUGACAGCAAUAUGGUCAAAAUAGAUUCAAGGGAUAUGGAUUGGGAGAAGUAUGUCGCAGUUUACCUGAUGGGAAUUAGGAAAUUUAUUCUGAAACAAGACUUUAAGUCAACGGUUAUUAAG